AUGAAGAAGGUGAGAAGCUCACGGCGGCACCACGCCGGCAACAUCGGGGAGGAUUGUUGUGUUUUGUGCAGAUUGAGUGACGACGACCCGGCGAUGUUUGGAGAGAAGGUCACAGUGAAGGAGCCGAAACUCACCGUCCACUACUUCUGUUUGCUGACGUCCUGUGGAGUUUACCAGCGAGGGACGGACACUGAGGGAGUCUUUGGUUUCCUGGUGAAAGACAUCAAGCAGGAGAUGAGACGCUCGGCUCGACUGACUUGCUGCAGCUGUAAGAAGAAGGGUGCGUGUGUGGGCUGUUACGUCAGCAGCUGCAGGAAGACGGUUCACUUCCCCUGCGGGAGGAAGAAGAAGUUCAUCUCUCAGUUCAGUGACCUUUUCCCGUCGUAUUGUCCGGAUCACAGUCCCACUCAGUCCCUGUGUGUGACCUCUGACCUCAGUCUGCCUCAGGCCUGCUCCGUCUGUUUGGACGCCAUCGACCCCGUCCUGUCCUUCUCCGUCCUCAAGUGUCCCUGCUGCCACGCCAGCUGGUUCCACAGGGAGUGUGUGCAGCGCCAGGCCCACAGCGCCGGCCUCUUCUUCUUCAGAUGCACUCUGUGCAGCAACAAGGAGAGCUUCCAGGAGGAGAUGCUCAGGAUGGGGAUCUACAUCCCAGAGAGAGAUGCUUCAUGGGAGUUGGAGGCCAACGCAUAUUCUGAGCUGCUGGAGGUUUACAACCAGUGUGACGCGGCCGCCUGCCUCUGCACCGACGGACCCACACACUCCGCCAAGACCGGGUGGUUCGAGGUGAUUCGCUGUCGGCUGUGUGGAUCCAGAGGAACUCACAGGAAGUGCUCGGGCCUGAAGCUGCACACCAGGGACUGGGCCUGCAGCGGCUGCACACAGGCCACGGACGGGAAGGCCUCCCUGGUGGCGUCUCCUCCGAACGCUCCAAGAAGGAGUCUCCUGUCCAAACGCCACCUGUCCCCCAUCCACUCCUCCAUCAGCUGUAAAAGGCCGUCGUUUCCCGUCACAGCCGGGUCUCCUGAGGAGCUCCUGCUGGCGCUCGCCCCUCAGCUCCGCCCACUCACCGUCCAGGUGGAGGUGAGCGGGUAUCAGGCUCUGUUUGCUGGUCUGGAUCUGGUCCAGAGGCCGGACUUCGACCCCACGUGCACUCUGUCCGUCAGGUCAGAUAACCCCCCCCCUCACAGCCUCGGCGGCGGCCAAGCCGCCCGGCAGCACUUCCUCGAGCUGCUGGUGCAGCAGGUCCAGGACUCUGCCGUGUUCGAGGGUCCAGAUGGAUCCAAGAAUCUGGCUCUGGAUUAUCAGGCUCUGCGUGAGGACCUGUACUUUGACGUGGGCUGCCUGCUGGCUCUCUCUCUGCUCCACGGCGGCCCCCCCGUCAGCUUCUUCUCCCGGGGGCUCUUCCAGUGUCUGUUCAACCACCCCCCGAACCGCCCGCUCACCGUCGCACACAUGACCCCCGACGCACACUUCACACGCCUAGUCAGCAGGAUCCAGGAGGCGGAGUCUCUAGACAGCCUGAAGGAAGCCAUGACUUCCAGUUGGGAGUUCCUGGAGCUGGCUGGUUGCAACCGGCCGGUGCGGAGCCUGGAGGAGAGGGAGGCGCUGGUGGAGGAUCUGGUCAGCUUCAGUCUGAUCACCAGGAUGCAGCUGCCACUGCAGAGGUUCCGUGAAGGUUUGCAGACGUUGGGCGUCUUUGAUCAGGUGCAGCUGUUCCCCUCCGUGUUCUACGGCGUUUUCUGCGAAGCAGCCGGUCGCCUCACGGCUCAGACGCUCGGUCAACUCUUCAUCAUCAACUUGUCCGAGGAGGAGGAGAAGCUGGACAAGGAGACGCCCGUCGUCACCUUCUGGAGACACCUCCUGCUGGAGUGUGAAGUUGGAAGGAGCUCCAUUUCCCUGCAGGACCUCCUUCUCUUUGCCACAGGAGCAGAGGAGCUUCCAGUUACCGGCCUCCUCCGUCCUCCCUCCAUCUCUUUCCUCCACCCCUUCCGCUCCUCCUCACCAGGAGUGGAGGAGAUGGGCGGAUCAGGGGAGGAGGAGUGGAGGGGGGGGCUCUUCCCUCAGAGCGAGCCCAGCUCUAAGCACCUCCUCCUGCCCGUCAGCUCCUCCUACCAGUCCUUUAAAAGCUGCAUGGAGCAGGCCGUCAGCCACCACGUGCACCUCCUCCCGACGGAGCGUUAG
This is a messenger RNA of Limanda limanda (common dab), 2181 nucleotides long. RefSeq names its product G2/M-phase specific E3 ubiquitin protein ligase (gene g2e3). Gene Ontology annotation, molecular function: ubiquitin-protein transferase activity. The record is from RefSeq and is a predicted model, not a curated record. Gene Ontology annotation, cellular component: nucleus. The transcript has 16 exons. Lineage: Eukaryota; Metazoa; Chordata; Actinopteri; Pleuronectiformes; Pleuronectidae. Bases 1 to 2181 code for a protein of 726 amino acids.